This is a messenger RNA of Pecten maximus, 1308 nucleotides long. RefSeq names its product piggyBac transposable element-derived protein 5-like. Lineage: Eukaryota; Metazoa; Mollusca; Bivalvia; Pectinida; Pectinidae. The transcript has a single exon. The record is from RefSeq and is a predicted model, not a curated record. Bases 1 to 1308 code for a protein of 435 amino acids.
AUGGAGUCGUCAGAUGAGUCUGACUUUGAUGGGUUCGACGAACAGGACAUCGACGAGGCAAACGCGAGAUGUAUGUUAAAACAGCAAGAACUUGAACAGGUUGAAUUAUAUAACAAAUCAGACAUUGAUUUUUCCGAUAAUUCUGAUGAUGAGGAGGAGGAUACUGCCGACUUCAGUGACAAUGAAAUCGAAAGUGAAAAUGGUGGCGACCCAUAUUUAGAAAAUUUGAACUUUGAAUGGACUCGUACAUUAACGGAGGUUAUUUUGCCAGAUUUCAAUGAAAUUACCAGAGUUAAACAUGGCCUUCAGUCUGAUGCAAACCAACUUCAGUAUUUUCAAUGGUUUUUACCGCAAUGUUUCUUCGAAAGUGUAGCAGAAGAGACUAAUAGAUAUGCUCAACAAAAAGGGCCAGAUCCAAAAUGGACGCCGACGUCAGCCUCUGAGGUAAGGGCGUUCAUUUCAGUAAACAUUAUGAUGGGUGUGCGUCGGCUCCCUAGACUUGCGAACUAUUGGAGCACUGAUAAACGAUUUUCAGAUCCAUAUAUUAGCUCCAUAUUUCCAAAGAGUAGAUUCAUCAUCAUGAAUAGAUACAUUCACCUGCGUGACACUAGCAAUGUUCCAGGGAGGAACGAUCCUGAAUAUGACCCAUUGUUCAAAGUGAGAAAUAUGAUAGACUUCAUAGUCCCCAAACUACAAGAAAACUACAAUCCAGGGCAGAAACUUUCUAUAGAUGAAGGCAUGAUUGGAUUUAAAGGAAGAGUUCACUUCAGGCAGUACAUGCCAGCUAAACCUACUAAAUGGGGAAUCAAAGUUUGGCAGAUAUGUGAGGCAGAUACGGCAUACUGUUGCAAGUUUCAAAUAUACACCGGAAAAAAACUUGGCGGGGAUAGGCAGUAUGGGCUAAGGUAUGAUGUAGUUUGGAGCUUGUCUGAGUCCUACCACAAUCAGAACAGACAUUUGUACUUUGAUAGAUUCUUUUCAUCAGUGACAUUGGCUGAGCAUCUAGAACUUGUGAAUACCUAUGUCUGCGGAACUAUAAUGUCAAAUAGAAAAGGUGUUCCAGAUGAUGUAAAAAAGGCAAAACUGAAAAGAAGAGGGGAGCUUGUACAGGUACAGAAAGGAAAUCUGCUUGCUACAGCAUUCAAGGAUAAAAGACAAAUAACAUUUUUGCCAACAUCUCAACAGCCAAAUAUGAACGAGGAUCUUCAUAAACCUCACGUGAAUGUCUCGUACAAUAGGCCGUAUCACGGUUAUUAUCCCCCUUGUGUACCGCCAGAGGGCAGUACGUCUCGCAUUACUUCCGGAUAG